This is a messenger RNA of Cladophialophora carrionii CBS 160.54, 537 nucleotides long. RefSeq lists its product as uncharacterized. NCBI's taxonomy places the organism in Eukaryota, Fungi, Ascomycota, Eurotiomycetes, Chaetothyriales, Herpotrichiellaceae. The coding region runs from base 1 to 537 and encodes 178 amino acids. The transcript has a single exon. The record is from RefSeq and is a predicted model, not a curated record.
AUGGCGGGGAUUUCGCUGCAGACGCUGCCGCUGGAGAUCCGCCUACAAAUAUGGUCCUACCUCGUACAGCCCACCAAGAUAUACCCAUGUGAAUGCGCUCUCAAAGCCCAGCAGUGCCAGGCUCACCGUCUGGGAGGUUGCUGCGACAACAACUCGACCUACAAACACUGCGACACCCGUGUGCUGCGCGUCAGCCGACAGAUCUUUGAGGAAGUCCAGCCACUGGUCCAGCGAGCGGCGAAAGAGCGCACAUUCAUGCUCUGCAACAAUCUUUGCUUGGACAAUUUCUUCAAGGCGCUCGACGAAAGAGACUGGAAAUGGGUCAAGCACCUCCGGGUGGAUCUGUUCGUGGGCUGGGGCAGCGACAACCAGGACGACUGGUUUCUCGGCCAGAUGCAUCGAUGGGCUCGACGAUACGUGGCGGGCUCGUUGAGCAAGUACAACCAGGGGCGGGAAUUGACAAUCCAGCCUGCCGACGAGGCCAAGGAGGACAAGGAAGGCAGGCGUUCCCUCACUGUCGACAUCUACCUGGCUUGA